AUGUCGUCGAAGUCGCAACCAUCACAGAAGAUCCCCAGACAUGCUGGGGGUGCCUUCAAUCCACGUAAAGCGACGGCACCUAUUGCGGCUGCCGCCAUGGCACUUAUUCUGUAUGCCUAUUCCGUGACUUCUAUCAGAGCAGCCAAACGAAAUGCACAGCUACAUCGCGAAGCAGACGGAGGACAAGUUGAUAUGAGGAAGGAAAGUCUGCGACGACAUGGUGUGCUCGACAAAAUUGAAGGCACAAGUGACUUCGAGCUCUUUCGCAAUGCUCGCCGCGAGCACAAAGAAGAAACUGAGCAUACUGGAGCGAACCAGGCUAACGCUCCACAUCUUUUGGGACCACGAGAGGAAUUGGGCACUACCCGAACAGAUGUCGAGAGUGGGUUGGAAGAGCAUAAGAGUCUCGGAAAUGCUUUCAAGAAAUUUCAGCAGAAGAAGUCGGAAUGA
Lithohypha guttulata is the source of this 450-nucleotide messenger RNA. RefSeq lists its product as uncharacterized. The record is from RefSeq and is a predicted model, not a curated record. Lineage: Eukaryota; Fungi; Ascomycota; Eurotiomycetes; Chaetothyriales; Trichomeriaceae. The transcript has 2 exons. Bases 1 to 450 code for a protein of 149 amino acids.